CCUGUCCGUGAAUUUAUUACCCACAAACAAACAAACAGAAAUUUUUCCAACCAAAGCUGAUGUCUUUGUGAAACACAGACGCAUGAUCACACAAAGCAGAUGUGGAAAACUAUCAAGCACAAAAAUCACAUUAAUAACACUCACUUCCAAAAACCCAGAUAUUUUUUCCUCUUAAAUUUACAUUUCCUGAUUCUCCAUUAGCACCUAAACUUCAAGCAAGCUCCUUAUCAAUUAUCAUCACCACCAACAAUGGUAGUCCUAAACUACAUCUCAGUGACCUCUACAGCCACACCCAUAUCUCAGGACUCUCCAACUCCAUCUGUGCCAGACCCAAGGCAGACCAAGGUCAUCCUCCCCAAGAAGAAGCCUCUCAAAUGGUCCACUGGGGUGGCUCCAGGUGACUACGCUGGCCCACCCACCACUACUAAGCUCAGAAAGUACUGGGGAGGCGAGGAAGAGGACCCUUUGAACUCUGAUGAGUUUUUGUGGAACAAGGACUUCAUGGCUCGCUAUCAAAGACUGAUUCAGGACCCUGAGUCUUCUGUUGAGGCCACUUCUACUAAGGAAAAGCCAUCUGGGUUUCUAAGUUUAAAUAGAGUCAUGAGCCUUGACAGUUUGGAAGUCGAUUUGAGCAGAGAACUCACAGCUCCUUCGAAGCCUGCAUUAGAAGAGCAAGUUGAGACUACAGCUCAAAGUGUUGGCCGCAAGUCACCUAGAUGGAAACUGGUGCCAACACGACGUGAGCAAGAGAAGUGGGAUAGAGCAACCAAGGCUGCAACUGGAGGCAGUGAUGUGAUGUUUCGGGAAAUAAGGAAGCCUCGUGGGGACCCAGAAGUGUUGGCUGCUCAGUCAAGGGAACAGUAUUUUAAGUUAAAGAAGAGGUUACAGAUUCUCACUUUGGGUAUAGGUGGUGUUGGUUUAGUCUCUGCUUACAUAUCCUAUUCCCCAGAAAUUGCUGCAAGCUUUGGUGCUGGGUUGCUUGGUUCUUUGGCGUAUAUGCGUAUGCUGGGGAGUAGUGUGGAUUCAAUGGCAGAUGGAGCUAGGGGGGCUGUCAAGGGAGCAAUAGCGCAGCCUAGGCUUUUGGUUCCUGUUGUAUUGGUCAUGAUCUAUAACCGGUGGAACGGGAUCCUUGUUCCAGAAUAUGGAUAUAUGCAGUUAGAAUUGAUACCAAUGUUAGUGGGGUUUUUCACUUACAAGAUUGCAACUUUCUUUCAAGCUAUAGAGGAGGCAAUUGACAUUGUUGGGGGAAAGAGCGAAGUUUAAGAUAGAUCCUCUUCAUACAUCCUUGGGAGUUCUAUUACUUACCUGAUGUUACAAAAUUUCAUGGCACAAUUUUACAGCCAAAUUCUUUCAACCUCAUCUUAUUGAGCUAUAUAGUUUGUAUUUCCAACUUUUCAGAAUUCAGAUAAUUAAAGUAAAAAAAAAAAAAAAAAGAUUUGCA
This is a messenger RNA of Quercus lobata, 1441 nucleotides long. RefSeq names its product protein CONSERVED ONLY IN THE GREEN LINEAGE 160, chloroplastic-like. The transcript has 9 exons. The coding region runs from base 250 to 1263 and encodes 337 amino acids. The record is from RefSeq and is a predicted model, not a curated record. Lineage: Eukaryota; Viridiplantae; Streptophyta; Magnoliopsida; Fagales; Fagaceae.